AUGAGUGCCUCAAACAGAUCGCAUGUCGCGCUUGCCCAACUCGAAUCUCUAGACACUUCUUGUGCGGGUGGCACCACCUUCGCUGGUGCUGGUGACACAAGAACUACGUUCAAUGUUUCCUGCGACAACAGCGCCAAUGGAACAUUCACCUCUAGCGUCUUCAGCCAAAGGCUUCCCGAAUGCCUUGGCGCUUGUGCCAACACCACCUCCGACGAGUGCGCCGCCGUUUCCUUCGACGCUACUGGCGAUGACGGAUAUGAGAACUGCUACAUGAUGUCAAACGCACACAACAAUGGUUCCCGACCUUUUUGGCGCCUCGCCCAACGUAACGAUGAUGGCUCAGGUCAAGCGGCAAGUUCCAAUAGCGGCGAUGACGAAACCAAAGACACUGGUGGCGCUGGCAAUGGAAGUAAAGCGUGGAUCGCGGGCCCUGUUGUCGGCUCACUGGCGGCGGUCGCAGCCCUGGUCUUCGCGGCUUGGUGGUGGCGACGGCGGCGAGGGCACACGUCGGAAAAGCAACUGGCGAAUGGCAGCCAUCGCAGAAGUGAACUGGAUGCGAAUUUCACGGAGCGAAAAGAGCUAGACACGAAGCAUAUACACAGAGAUCCGGCAGAGUUGGCUGGGUGA
This is a messenger RNA of Cyphellophora attinorum, 627 nucleotides long. RefSeq lists its product as uncharacterized. The transcript has a single exon. NCBI's taxonomy places the organism in Eukaryota, Fungi, Ascomycota, Eurotiomycetes, Chaetothyriales, Cyphellophoraceae. The coding region runs from base 1 to 627 and encodes 208 amino acids. The record is from RefSeq and is a predicted model, not a curated record.